AUGUUCUUGCGUAAAACUUCCUUAAAUAAUAUACCAAACUCGCAGCUUAAAACUGUUCGAAAACACCUUCCUUUAGUAGAACAGAACAUCAAACGUUCGUUUUGGGUUCAUUCCGUCCAAAAUACAUUAGAAUCAUCCAAUGUAAAACCUGAGCCCAAAACCCCAGCUUCUCCAAUUCCUCCAAAAAUUGGACAAGAACAAACUCGUUCGGACGGUAACGUCACGAGUAGCAAAAAGCUUCGGAAUAGUUUUCUCUUUUUAGCUUUCUUAGGCCUUACAGGAUACGCCGGAGGAGUGUGGUAUAGCUUUGAAAACCCCAAAUUCUAUGAUGUAUUUGCAAAAUAUGCCCCGUUCGGUGACAAGGUUCUACCUGCAAUUGAGCAUUCCUGGAUUGGCUACAAAUUUUUUGGUGGUAAUAAAAUCCUUAUACAUGACAGACCUAAAAUGAUGCAGCCAAACGCUUCUCCGGGAGUCUCACGGGAAGUUGUUGAGAAUGCAAAGCGUAAAGAAAAGGCAAUUCCUAGUGAACUGAAACAGGACAAACCAACUAAUGAGGAAAGCAACGUGAAGCAUGAAACCAACGCUAAUUCUGCGGAUGAGGUAAAAGAAAAUGCCAAAUAUGCAGCUGUAUCGGACUUAGGUCUUGAUCAAGAAACCGGGCUUUCUGUCACGGCAGCUCCUGCAAUUGCCCAUACUUUACAGCGUGCUCAUGAGGAAGAACUAAAGGAUCAAACGCGUAGAUUUGAGUCAUCUUUAAACGAAGCCCAUCAACUUCGUGUUCAGCUUUCACAAUUACAGGAGGAGCAAAAAGAGCUCUAUGAAAAGCGCCUGAAGUCAAAGAUGGAGGAAUGGAACCUCAAAAUGGAUGAUGUUUUGGCGGUACGCGAUCAAGAAUGGCGCGAACUAUUUGAACAAGAGAAGCAGCGACUUCAAAUCAUUCACGAUUCAAGAUUACAUGAAGAGCUUGUUCGAGCAACUGCUGUCUAUGAAACAAAAUUGAAGAACGAGUUAACAGAACAAGCCAUUGAAAUGGAACGCAUGCAUCUCCAAGCUGUCAAGGCCCAAGUGGAACAAGAACGUGGAUCAAGACUUGGAAAGUUAAGUGAGCUCCGAAACGCUUUCGACGAGCUUCAAAACCUUGCUCGAAGCGUCAUGUUUGACAACGGACGUAUGACUAAAUUCAUUAGUGUACAAAAGGCCCUUGAAAAGGUGGAGAAAGAUAUUAACUUUCGUAAUAAUCAAUCUCUGGAAAAAGAUCUUCAAGAUCUAAAGGAUGCUAGUCAGGAAGACCAACUGUCCGGUUUAGCUUUUAAUAUCAUCGACUCUACCUUACAAUCUGGUCCAGUGCUUUCCAAGAAAGAAUUACAAAUGAAGUUUGAUGUUUUAUCGAGAGAAAUUUACAAAACCUGUUUCCUUACCGUAGACAGCGGAUUUUUAGGUCACUUGAAGAGUAUUGUUUUGAGUCAAUUGCCUAUCAGCCUAUUUAAGUCUCCAGAAAUUCAGUCAGUUCGUGGUGUAUUAAAUGAAGCUAGAUCCAGUUUAAUAGCCGAAGACUAUGAUUCCGUUGUCAAGAGCCUUUUGACUCUUUCUCAAUGGUCAAGAGCCUUAUCCAAGGACUGGAUCGAGUCUUGUAGGCGUAAAAUGGAGUUACAACAAGCUAUAAAUAUUAUUAAAAGUUCAGCUUUAUACGCUUCUUACAGACAAGAAGAAGGAAACGAAUAAUUUCCCUAUAAUGUUGCAAGCUAGUAGUAUACAGAAUUGCCAAACCAGAGUGUAUAAUUUUUGACUUUAAGCAUUAAAAGCAGAAUGAAUGCGAGGCUUAUUCAUGACAGCGGAUCUCUUAAGAUAACUGACCGAUAACUUUGACUUAUCUUCAAAAUUAUUUAAAUUUCUCUCAGCAUAAACGCUCCUUCAUGAUUUAAGUUUAUGAAUAAGAUUGAUUUCCAUGCGACUUUUAUUUACGAAGACCGAAAGUUUACAUGCUUGUUUAAUCCCUAAUAUAUGAAUAACAAAAAUCUAACCUCAAAAAUUGCUUAGAUUUAUUAAAUUAUUAUGUGUAAAAGAAACAUAAAAAUUCCAAUGUCUUUUUUAUUUUAA
Molecule: messenger RNA, 2097 nt
Organism: Schizosaccharomyces cryophilus OY26
Lineage: Eukaryota; Fungi; Ascomycota; Schizosaccharomycetes; Schizosaccharomycetales; Schizosaccharomycetaceae
Product: mitofilin
Exons: 4
Coding region: 1-1722 (573 amino acids)
Biological process (GO): cristae formation
Cellular component (GO): MICOS complex
Source: RefSeq, a predicted model, not a curated record